Messenger RNA from Cooperia oncophora, 507 nucleotides. The record is from the annotation of a GenBank genome assembly. Lineage: Eukaryota; Metazoa; Nematoda; Chromadorea; Rhabditida; Trichostrongylidae.
AUGGAGAGUUCAUCAUCGAAAAAACUUUCCAGCGGUGGUAACAAACGGCGGUUGUCACUUGGAAUUGCACUAAUCGGUCUGCCACCGGUCCUAUUGCUCGACGAGCCGACUACCGGUGUUGAUCCAAAAGCAAGGCGUAUUAUCUGGAAUAUCUUCACCAAGGUACAAAGCCUCGGUACAGCGCUGGUGCUCACCUCCCACAGUAUGGACGAAUGUGAAGCGUUGUGCACGGAACUAGCUAUAAUGGUUUACGGAAGGUUCAAAUGCUACGGUAGCUGUCAGCACAUAAAGAGCCGCUACGGGGCCGGCUUCACCCUCCUGGUGCGAAUGCGUCGUUGCGAAGAUGCUGAAAGAGAACACCACCUUCUUCAACUGAACUACGAGCUGCAGAAACGAGCCGGUAUGACGUGGUCGCUGUUGUUCAACAAAAUCGAAGAACUCUCCCAAAAGUUCGAUUUUGAAGACUAUUCUCUCAGUCAAACCACGUUAGAACAGGUACGUAUCUGA